UUGGCGAUCCCACUGGUGUUCAAGUACGGCUGACAAAUGGAACGUUCAGGCCAUGACGCUAACUGCACGUUUCAGGUAGGAAGCGACGGCGCAAUUCCCAAGGGCAGUCUCAAUGGGUCUGGAUAACCAAUGCCGCGGUGAGCGCGGAACUCCACCACGUAUCCACCUUACAGACCGUCAUCGGUUCGGCAUCGACAGGCAACCAUCGCGGAGUUAGGGCGGGAUGAUCGACAGGCGGAGUUCGGGAAUAAGAAGCUUCGGGAAGUAUAAGAAGCUUCGGCAUCGCUAGCUGCAAUCCCGCAUCUCGAGUUCCCCGCGAUCUUUUUGAACACCAACGCCCCCCUCAGCAACAUCAAACAAAAUGGCCGACAACAAGUUCGACCCCGAGUACUUCCAGACCAUCCGGCCUUUGAUAGCGCUCAAAGAAUCCCUCCCGCCUCCCGUCCCCACCACCGACAUCGACUCCCUCCGCGCCAACAGUGCCAGCUUCGAGCUCGUCCUCGCCGCCAUCCCCGACUCCCCCGACAUCACCGAGACCACCUACCAAAUCCCUUCCAAGGACGGCACUCUGAUCACCCUCUACCGCUUCACCCCGGCGGCGGCGGCGGCAACCCCUGGCCCUCGUGCUGCAGUGCUCCACCACCACGGCGGCGGCUUCAUCCAAAACACCGUCGACCAAUUCCGCAAAGACAUAAAGCGCUACGCGCACGGCAGCGGCCUCACCUUCUACGCCGCCGAUUACCGUGUCGCGCCCGAGCACCCUUUCCCCGCCCCCUUUGAUGACUGCUACGCCGCCCUGGAAUGGCUCCACGCCAAUGCCGCUUCGGAGCAGAUUGAUCCGGCACGCAUUGCCCUUUUCGGCAUCAGUGCCGGCGCUGGGAUUGCUGCGGCCGUUGCCCUCAAGGCGCGUGAUGACAAGGUCUCGCCGCCCAUCAAGAAGCUGGUGCUGGCGUACCCGAUGUUGGAUGAUAGGACGUAUUGGCCCGAGGAGCAUCCGUUGAACCCGUACCUGAUGUGGACGGGCGCCUUUAACAGGAUUGCGUGGGGGGCCUAUGCGGGUGCGGAUGGCGUGAAGGAGAUCUCGCCAUAUGCUGCGCCGGCAAGGGCGAAGGAUUUGUCAGGACUGCCACCAACGUACAUCGACUGCGGCGAGCUGGACUUGUUCAGGGACGAAGACGUGGAGUUUGGUGCCAGACUGCUCAAGGCUGGCGUCAGUGUAGAGCUGCACUUGUACCCUGGAGUUCCGCAUGCGUUUGAAAUGGUGGCAGUGGACAUUCGGGUCUCGAAGCUUGCAUUCGAGAACAGAGUUCGGGCACUGGAAAAUCUGUGAACUGAUAAAUAAUUGUUG
Messenger RNA from Neurospora tetraspora, 1348 nucleotides. RefSeq names its product Alpha/Beta hydrolase protein. The coding region runs from base 362 to 1330 and encodes 322 amino acids. Lineage: Eukaryota; Fungi; Ascomycota; Sordariomycetes; Sordariales; Sordariaceae. The record is from RefSeq and is a predicted model, not a curated record. Gene Ontology annotation, molecular function: lipase activity. The transcript has a single exon.